AUGACCGUGAGCAAACCGGGAGUGUCGUCUGGCAUCUCGGAGAAAGACGCUGCCAUUGCCGACGUCAAUGAUUCGGUCUCUGGUGAUCAUGACUUGGACGUUGUGAAGGACUGGUCUGAUUCAGAAGAAGCUUCAGUGCGAAGACGAACCGACCUCAUUCUCAUCCCCAUCCUGGGUUUGGCGUUCUUUGCCCUGCAGAUCGAUCGCGGAAAUAUCGCGAGCGCAUUGACAUCGACCAUCACCGAAGACUUGAACAUAACGACCAACCAGAUCAAUGUCGGCACGCAAUUGCUAUCGGCAGGAAUCGUAGUGUCGGAGAUCCCUUCCAACGUCUUACUGCAGAUUGUCGGCCCGCAACGCUGGCUGUCGGCCCAACUGUUUGCCUGGGGCUUCGUAGCCACCUUUCAGGCGUUCAUCACGACCUACCCUGCCUACCUGGUUACACGUCUACUUCUGGGUCUGCUAGAAGGUGGCUUUAUUCCUGGCGCCCUUUAUUAUCUGUCCCAAUGGUACAAGAAGGGAGAGACGAGUCUUCGGACGAGUCUGUUCUUCUUCGGCCAGAUGUUUGCUUCCGCAACGUCAAACUUGAUAUCCGCAGGAUUGUUGCAGUUAUCUGGAAGGAGCGGCCUUGCCGGAUGGCAAUGGAUCUUCCUUGUGGAAGGCCUUAUCACGAUCUUUGCCGGCAUCGUGUUUGUUCUCCUGGUCCCACGCCACGCCGGAGACGGCAAGCCUCUGUUGAGUCGCAUCAGUGGAGGACGCUGGAGCUACUUCAGUGAGCGUGAGUCCCGGAUAAUUCGCCAGCGUGUGCUCCUCGACGACCCCUUGAAAAGCCAGGGACAUGUAAAAAUCACUGGCCGAAACAUUUGGGACACCAUCCGCCAGCCACGUAUCAUCCAGCAUUUCUUUAUCACCUUGCUUUCCAUUUGCACUCUACAAGGUCUGGGCACUUACGUCCCAUCGAUGAUCAAGGGUUUUGGAUUUAGCGCAGUCCAGGCAAAUGCACUGGCAUCGGUUUCGGUGUAUUGUGGCAUGAUUUUGCUACUGGCUCUGUCCUUCGCUGCUGAUAAAACUGGUCAUAGAGGGCCCUUCGUUCUCUUUGCUAUAACAUGGAAUGUGAUUGCCUUUCCUUGUUUGAGGACACUCCCCCAAAGCUCUGGCAAGUGGCACAAGUAUGGUGCCCUUGCGGUCAGUUACGUGUCAUACGCUAGUACACACGUGUUGAAUAUUGGAUGGCUUUCUGUGAACUGCAAGUCCCCCCAGGAGAGAAGCGUGGCAAUGGCGCUUAUAAUUAUGGCUGCAAAUGCGGCCGGCAUUGCUGGCUCACAAAUAUUUCGCACGGAAGAUAAGCCCCUCUAUCAUCGGGGCCUUACGGCAAUUUGUGCAAUUGCCGCUGCCUGCUGGUGCUUAACGGUCGUUCUCAACGUCCAGUAUUUCAUGUUGCAGAACCGGAGGCGAGCUGCAUAA
Molecule: messenger RNA, 1464 nt
Organism: Aspergillus melleus
Lineage: Eukaryota; Fungi; Ascomycota; Eurotiomycetes; Eurotiales; Aspergillaceae
Exons: 7
Coding region: 1-1464 (487 amino acids)
Biological process (GO): transmembrane transport
Cellular component (GO): membrane
Molecular function (GO): transmembrane transporter activity
Source: RefSeq, a predicted model, not a curated record